This is a messenger RNA of Harpia harpyja (harpy eagle), 498 nucleotides long. Its product is annotated as lipoma-preferred partner homolog. Gene Ontology annotation, cellular component: stress fiber; focal adhesion. Gene Ontology annotation, biological process: cell-cell adhesion. The transcript has 4 exons. NCBI's taxonomy places the organism in Eukaryota, Metazoa, Chordata, Aves, Accipitriformes, Accipitridae. The record is from RefSeq and is a predicted model, not a curated record.
AUGUUGGACACUGUGACUGAAGAAUCACAGGUACCAGAAAAAGAGACAUUUUUGAGGAAGUGUGUGGAGAACACACUGGAGCAAUGCAGUGUCUGUGCAAAGCCCAUCAUGGAAAGGAUCCUCCGAGCCACCGGGAAGGCCUACCAUCCCCACUGUUUCACUUGCGUGAUGUGCCACCACAGUCUGUAUGGGAUCCCCUUCACUGUGGAUGCUGGUGAGAACAUCCAUUGCAUCGAGGAUUUCCAUAAGAAAUUUGCACCGAGAUGUCCAGUGUGUAAGGAGCCCAUCAUGCUGGCCCCAGGACAAGAGGAGGCUGUACACAUUGUUGCUUUGGAUCGUGAUUUCCAUGUCCGGUGCUACUGAUGUGAGGACUGUGGUUGCCUCCUGUCUGAAGGGGACAAUCAGGACUGUUAUCCUCUGGACGGGCACAUCCUUUGCAAAACCUGCAACUCUGUUUGGAUGCAGGCUCUGACUGCCAAGGCCAUCACUGAUCUCUGA